CACCAGGCCCGCAACGCCAGCCCAGCAGUCCGGUGAAUCCGAUCCCGCCAAGAGCCGACCAAGCGCUCAGCACCCUCCCUCGACGGCAAGACACUGAUUCAUCUGGGGUCGCGACUCGCACAUUGCCAGCGUGAAUAAGCUUGGCCAGGAGAUCUCGAUCCAACGAAUAGCAUCCGCACGCAUCGCACCAGCCUUCGAUCGCAUUGACCCUGCCGACCUCGUCGAGAUAUAUCCAAGCAAAUCAUCACACAAAAAAUGCUUCCGCUCAACCUGCUAAACGCUGCCGUUGGCCAUCCUGUCCUGAUCGAGCUGAAAAACGGCGAGUCCUACAACGGCAUUCUCGUCUCAUGCGACAACUGGAUGAACGUCUCGCUCCGCGAGGUGAUCCAGACCGGGGCCGACGGCGAGCGCUUCUGGAGGCUGCCCGAGGCCUACAUCCGCGGCAACACCGUCAAGUAUCUGCGACUGAAGGAUGAGGUCCUCAUCAAGGCCCUCGAGAAGAAGCGAUACGAGCAAAAGUCGGGGGGCCACCACGAUCGCGACGGAAACAACAACAACAACAACCGAGGACCUGGCGGCGGACGAGGCGGCUCAUCAGCAGGAUCGAGAGGCGGCCGUGGUGGCCAGCGCGGACGAGGCGGUGGACGGGGCGGCAGCCAGCAGUAGAUCCACUCCGCCCAACAUCUGCUGUCUUUCAUGGAACCGACUAAACCUUGGCUGCCGGAUCCGCUGCAAGACAACCAGUAAUACAGUGUGUUGAAGUGGCAAUUGGACACAUCGUCUCAUUCGGAC
Molecule: messenger RNA, 792 nt
Organism: Polychytrium aggregatum
Lineage: Eukaryota; Fungi; Chytridiomycota; Chytridiomycetes; Polychytriales
Exons: 3
Coding region: 256-666 (136 amino acids)
Biological process (GO): nuclear-transcribed mRNA catabolic process; P-body assembly; mRNA splicing, via spliceosome
Cellular component (GO): P-body; U6 snRNP; spliceosomal tri-snRNP complex
Molecular function (GO): U6 snRNA binding
Source: RefSeq, a predicted model, not a curated record